AUCGUUUCAUGUCGCAUUUGGCCUGUCGGAGCGGUUCAUUCAUUUCUAUUUCGCCUUCGAUCGAGUGUUUAGUGAAUUGUCGACGUCGUGCGCUGUGCGAAUCGGGAAAAUCGGAGUCUUCGUCGUUGAGAUUGUGAAAUGCCAAAAUGUUUUGUUUUGUUCUGGCCGCGAUCCGUUGAAAAGAUUUGACUCAAAUGAAAACUUUCGAGGUUGGUUCGAUUUUCGCAGUCGUCCAAGUGUAGAGGAUUUUGUUGGAAAUUGUCGGGAAAACCUGUAGUUGGUCUUGCGCUUCCGCUUUGCAAUUUGCAUUGGUUUGUCUCGCGGUUUUUGCAGCUUCAUUGGAUUCGGGUGGAGUUUUGAGUGGUCUCGUUUUCUUGUCUGCUGUCGGGGCCAGUGCGUUGUCAAGUGUUUUGGUGUCGUUUGCCUUGUGAACGGGAGGACUCGUAAUCAUCCAUCGAACGGCAGAGAGGAUUGGGCCGGAAAGCAAGAAGCCGCCCGUCGCGAGCUCGUCCAAAAAGUCCGAGGAAAUCAACCUCAAGUCGGCCGAGUAAAAGGUGAAAAAAAGAAGGUACGGGAAUUUGGGGCGUCUCUGGCUCUUCGGUGGCUGGUUUUCGAAAGCAGUCAUCGCCUCGCGUACUUGGUCACGGAAUUUGUGUAUUUUCGGUGGAGCGUGUGUGCACGGCGGCAGGGAGGCUGGUGCGAUUGCAUUUCGGUGUAAUUAAUUGGCGGAGUGGACACGGACCACGUUGGCCAGCGAACAAGGAAGAGGUGUGUAGCCCAUUGGACGGGAAGCAAGCGCAUUCCGAUCAUUCGGACGGGAACCGCAAAUUUUCUCUCUAGAAGAAAUUGAAAAAUUGCAAGAAAAGCUGCUUUUUCUCUUUGCCCCUUCUGGAAAGGAGGGAAAGGAAAAAUCGUCGCCGUCGUCGUUGCAGCGCUCUACUUGAUAUUUUUCUUCUCCGCGUUGUCAAUGAUAAUAAAAGUAUCAAUUAAAGCUGGCUUUAAAAAUCUUUACCCAUUGUCUGGAUAGUAAAGACAAACAGAAAAAGAUCCAAUUGAAUAUCGUACAUGAUAGCUCUCCAUGUGCAACAAUGGACAGAAGUGUGGAUUCGAUUGGAAGUUGCUCCCUAGACGUUGAUGCCGAUUCAACAGAUUUCUCAGACACGAGCGGAAGUCUAAAUUUAGCAACACCAUCAUCCGGAAAGGAUAUUCCACGCGAGUUUACAUCAAGGAUAAAGGAGCGUUGUCAGAUCACGACCCAAACCCAGAUCAAUUACAACUGUCACCAGCAAACAUCGGCUAUCCUAGACUUGAAUUCUGGGAAGAUUAGUACGAUAGUGUCGCCAGCUUGUAUCGUUGAAUCGCCGCUUGGCAGCCCCGUGAAGAAGCCUAGCUAUCUGAAUUUAGCUUGUUGUGUCAAUGGUUACUCGAACUUGACCACCUAUGAUUCAAAAUUACGGCAAAACAUCAAUAAAUCUCGAGAGGUAUCACCGAUUCGACCAGCAACAAAUAACAACUUACCAUCACAAAAUCAUAGGCUUUCGGGUAACUUUCUAGCGGUGCCGCUAACAUCGUACGGUCACAAAUCAGCAUCCUCGUCGCCGUCCUCGAGGGAAGGAGCAGCGAUGGAGAAUCGACACAUUUUCACCCAGGUCCAGAACGUAGACACAACCGACAAUGUCGGAAGUGAUAUAUAUUUUAAAUCAUCUAAAUUCAUAAGUACCACAAAUCUGAAGGGUGACCUCCAUGAAAAUGACACAUCGAAAACGACGAAGAGUUUCAUACAGCAGCGGGUGGAACGGCUGUAUGGUCCCGGUGCUCUGGCGCAAGGUUUCUACAGUCCGAAAAAGACACGGAGUCAGGAGCUCUCGAUUCUUUCGGAACGUUCGUCUAAUUCACAAGUGAAAUUCUCAUCGUCUAAAACGAUAACGACCUUCGAACGUGAAAUCACAUCGUCGUCAACGACAAUAAAUGGUAAGACCACGAUGACAAGUUCUUCGAGCUUAGACCGAACGACGGUUAGUCAAGGAACCGGCAACGAAAACUGUGAGAACAUCCAAAACGGUGGCGGACUAUGUGACCUUCCGGUCCUACGACAUUUAAGGCCUGAAUUUCGUGCUCAGUUGCCUAUCAUGUCGCCAAAACGCUCACCUAACAAAUUCUCACUAAACGAGUCAAGUUCAUGUCCCGUUUUGCAAAACGGUACCAGUGGACUGCACAUCAAUGGGGCCAGUAAUGGGAAUGGGAAUUUAAGUGUGAACUGUAAGGUCGAUGGAAACGAUAAACAGAAGACGGGAACGGCAAUUACUGUCCAUUAUAUCGCUGACACAGAAACUCCCAAGAAACAUUCAAGUCAAAUGAAUGGAAGUGCGAACAAUAGCCUAACAUCUGAUGGGAAAAUUAUCGCUCCGAAUUCAACGCCGGCGGUGGGAUCCGCCGAUAAAUCGUCAUCUGAUAUCAAAAUAUUGUCAGAAAAACUUACGCAAGAGAAAAGUGAAUGUGAUAAGCUAUCGUCAUUGAAGCAACAGUCGCUGGACACAGAAGCAACAGGUAAAACGUGUCAGAGUGGAAUCAAUGCCAUGACUGUGGAAGUGACUCAUUCUUCGCCAAAUCUUACGCAUGACAUCCCGGACAAAUCGGCAGGACCUUUGCUCGUACCAGUCACUGCUCCUUCACAAACAACCGACAAAUACUCAGAGGAAAGUGGUUGCAGUAGCAACAAUGUGUCUACCGUGCGCGACGGCAACUAUUUUCUUCAAAUACUUAAGACUGAACAGGAUCGUCUCCUAGCAUUGGCCGAUCAGGCAGAGAAGGAAUUAGAAACAUUAUUAGCGUCUUCUACAUGUUCUUCAACGACUACUGCUACGUCAACGGUGGAGGUGUCGGAUGAUGUUUUGGGUUACCUUCGAUCGGCAUCAGGGAAAGCACGCUUACUAGUGUCGCAAAAGAUGAAACAAUUUGAAGGUCUAUGUAGAAAUAAUUUGAAUCAGUUACCAGACGAGAAAUUCCCAACAACAAAUGAAGACCUGCAAGGAUUCUGGGAUAUGGUCAUGUUACAAGUAGCACACGUCGAUUCGCUUUUUAAAGAAAUCGAAACUCUGAAAGCGAACAAUUGGAAGAAACCAGUGCAACAAGUUCCUAGUGCACCGCAAGGUUCAAAGCUUACACGUAGGCCGAACACCGCAAAGUCAUCAUCCAGCUCCACCAAUGCUACAACAACCAAUGGCAACGCAGCUGCAGCUAAAAAGACGAACGCUUCGAGUUUAGCGGCACAGCGGCGUGAAGCGCAACGCAAGCAACUGAUGGAGCUGAAGCGCAAGAACAAGCUGGCCAUGUCUGCAGGCGAACAGCAGCAACCCAAUCAAAAUCAAGUGGUAGAAAUUUUUGUAAACGAGCAAUCCAAUAGCUGAUUAUCGAAAAUUAUUUGGUACAUUGUAUUUAAAGUGACUAAACAACAAGAAAGAUUACUAUUUAUACCACUUUUCCAUGAUUUUCUUCUCUUCUUCAGAAAAAAACAAGAAAUUUUCUAGAUUUUAACCGAACCAUGGAACGAAAUUUGUGGCUUUCCAAGAGUUUUAUUUCUAUUCUUCCUUUCAAAAUUCUCUAUUGCUAGCGAGACUUAGGAGAAGAGCGAUAAAAUGACUACUUAUACAAAGUGAUUUAAUUGGUAACUGCGUUUUUUUUUACUAUUAUUAUAAUUACAACAAUUACUGCGCUUUUUCCCCUCAACACAAAAAGACAAACUUUUCUACGAUUACAGUAACAACAGAAGCAUAACCUAAAGUUCUGUAUGGUAUGAAAUUAUCAAUCUAGAAUAAUCUAUAUUUAAUGGUAAACUUGAGGACGUUAAAAAUGUUAGGAAGGAAAGCAAUGACGUAAAAUGAAGAACAAAGCAAACGUUAGACCUAGAAAAAAAGGCAAAAAAUUGAAUCAAACUUUCACUAAUUCAGUAAUACUUGUAGUGGUCCUUGCGAAUUGAACAUGAAAUUAAACGAAUUCAAAAUAUAGAAAAAAACCAACACAUAUAUAUUUAUAAAACGUGUAUGUAAAAGUUUCUCUCAGAUAAUGCAAAAAACGGAUUUAUUUAUUUUCAAGCAACUCCAGUGUCACACAGUCUCGAAUAAUUUAAAUGAUAAUAAAAGAAAUUUAAUGUUAACUGAUUGAUGAACGUAUUGGAAUUUAAAUAUAUUUCUAUGAUAUUGUUAUUAACAUAAAUUUAUUUAAAUAAAAACAAAAACCAAUUUUAAUAUUA
Hermetia illucens (black soldier fly) is the source of this 4249-nucleotide messenger RNA. It is a transcript of the gene vlc, whose product is annotated as serine-rich adhesin for platelets. Gene Ontology annotation, molecular function: molecular adaptor activity. Gene Ontology annotation, biological process: signaling. The transcript is spliced from 6 exons. The record is from RefSeq and is a predicted model, not a curated record. NCBI's taxonomy places the organism in Eukaryota, Metazoa, Arthropoda, Insecta, Diptera, Stratiomyidae. Gene Ontology annotation, cellular component: glutamatergic synapse; postsynaptic specialization. Bases 1089 to 3407 code for a protein of 772 amino acids.